Messenger RNA from Suillus discolor, 408 nucleotides. RefSeq lists its product as uncharacterized. The record is from RefSeq and is a predicted model, not a curated record. Lineage: Eukaryota; Fungi; Basidiomycota; Agaricomycetes; Boletales; Suillaceae. The annotation marks the transcript as partial. The transcript has 2 exons.
UCACUUCACCCAACUUUAUGUGCUUCGAGACCAUCCCCUCAGGACCUCCCAUUGGCACCCCAGCCACCACCGUCCCCUCAGGAUGAUCCCAGACCAUCCCGAUCACCUUCCUACCCUCGAGAUUUCUCACUGCCCCCUCCGGAUUUUUCACAACCGCCCCAGCCACCACCUCCCAUACUCCCUGAUUCAAUUCAUGAGGAUUCAAGCCAUACUGAUGCAGAAUUCACUGACGCGAGUGAGCGAUACUAUCGUACGUACCAUUCAAUGUUAAACAGACGACCAUGCGCUGCUGAUGGAACGUUUCUGCCUCAUGGCACCCCCCCGACUCCUGUGCCACCAAAGGCUCCUAACAAUUGGAGUCCAUAUCGCAACAGAAUAGAAUUUGAGGCGGCAGAGUUCGCAUUCAAA